Messenger RNA from Heterobasidion irregulare TC 32-1, 960 nucleotides. RefSeq lists its product as uncharacterized. The record is from RefSeq and is a predicted model, not a curated record. The coding region runs from base 1 to 960 and encodes 319 amino acids. The transcript is spliced from 9 exons. NCBI's taxonomy places the organism in Eukaryota, Fungi, Basidiomycota, Agaricomycetes, Russulales, Bondarzewiaceae.
AUGAUUGUUUUGGCCUUUGGAACUGCCUUUUGUGGCCUUUCCGGAACCCUUUUCUUUCUCUCAACAUACUUUCUGGGCUUCAAGGGAUUGCAAUUGAGGGUGAACUUGGCAAUGUGGAUCGCGACUAUAUUCAUGUUUACAGUUUCAGCAUCCCAUUAUGCUUUGAGCUGGGCGAUCACACUGAAAGAAGUUCAAGGUUCCUUUGAAAUACCGCGCAGCAGCCAAACGGUCAAGAUGAUGACUGCCCAAAGCUAUCUUCCUAUCAUCAAUUACCUCCUUAGUGACGGCAUCAUCGUCUGGAGGGCCUGGGUUUUGUGGAACCGCAAGAUCAAGAUGGUUAUUGCCCCCAUUUUUCUUCUCGCAGUCUUAACACCAAGCGCACCCUCUCAUCGACACAAAGUUGAGAACGGAGCAUCUCUAGCAUGUGAAACUGCUGUCUGGGCGCUGACCCUGUCCACAAACGCUCUUACUACCUUCCUGAUCGCAUUUCAGGCAUGGAAGCAUCAUCGAAGGGCUAAGCGGCAUUUUGAAAAUGGGGGUCGCAGGGUCAAGGUGGAAGCCGUGCUUGCUCUCCUUGCUGAGUCGGGUGCAUUUUAUUGUGUUGUAUGGAUUGUGUAUAUGAUCAGUCAAUUUCGCGGACAUAUAAAGAUGACUACGCCCUUCUUCGGACAUGGGAGUCUGUUUACCGAAAUGAUGCCUAUUAUCGUAGUUAAUGUCUCGGGAAGUUAUCCCCUCAUCAUCAUAGUCUUGAUUUCAUUACAGAGGACGGCCUGGGAUAUGACCUUUGAUAAACCUCUCUCCACUAACGAGCACCUACAUGAGCGGGCGGCAGACCAGACUGCCACGAGAGCUAGGGACCACAGCUCUUCCAUAAUUGAAAUCCAACUUGAUCGUUAUGUCACGAUACAUGACGACAACUUCAAGGAAAUAGAACAGCCUCUAAAAGCUAGCGUUCCCUAG